AUGCUCGAUGACGAAUAUUGCGCUAUCCCCCCUAGACGGGAAGUGGCAUUGGUUGGGCUAAAUGACAAUAUUGACGACAAAUUUCUUUUACAGCUUUGCAAGAAACUAACGCAUUCUUCGACUACAAAUCUCUCAACACCUUCAAACGAUGGAGAAGGAACUACUUCAUUAUCAACGUCCUAUGUUUCAACUGUUGGCAUUACACCUCUUCAAAUUAAAAUUUUGCGUCAUCCAACAACUGGAAGUCAUUUGGGAAUGGCAUUAAUUGACUUUUAUAGUUGCAGAGAUGGAAAGCUUUUCAUUUUACGUCAUCAUGGCCGUCCAAUGAUGGGAAGAGAAGUUCAAUGUUUCUUUGACCCUUUUGUUUAUAAACUUGGAGAACUCUACAAAUUACGUGUUGGUGAAGAAUUGGAACUCCCUGAGCGUUAUAGAUUUAUUUUCAAUGAAAAAACAAUUCAACAUAUUCGUGGACUGUUGGCGCAAAGAUACAAAGAUGAAGAUGGGGAUGUAUUGAAAAAGACUUGGACAAAUUUGGAAAAUGGUGUCUCAUCGAAAGAGAAAACUACAUCAAAUAAAAAAUCUGGCAAUAAUAAUGCUACUUCACCAUUAAAAAAUUCAAAACAACGCGAGCAUCGACGUAGUAUUAAAGAGGAUUUGAAGAAAACACCAAUAGCUUCUACACAAGAUGCUCCUCCUUUGCAAGUUGUACCAAAAAAUGAUGUUUCUGAAGCUUCAUCUGUUGUUGUGGAUGCAAAAGAUGUUGAUGGCCAGAAGCAUUUUGAAGAACGCUUAAACUUUACUCCGAUUACUUUGAGUAACAACGUUUCUCUAAACGUUAUAAAUUCAACUCCAACAACGACAACAGCUGUUACACCGAUUACACCGACAAAAUUUUCUUUUGAUUCUAUAAGAUGUUCACACCAGCAACAACAUUUGUCACCACCUUCUUUAUCAACAACUAGUCUUUCAACAUUUCUUCCACCAAUUGCCUUAGUUACUCCAAAGAAAACUGCAGACAAUAAAAUUGUGAUUUUAGAACAUGAACCUCAUUUACUAGUUGAAAAUAUUUCACAAAAUAAUUCUUCUAUUGAAGAUUGUGAACAAAAGGAACAACAACAACAAGAGAUAUCACCUCCACAACUUUCUUCGCCUACACCUCCUCAACAACGAUCACUUGAAUCUAGAUUAGCAGCACUUCUAACUCGUCGCUCAAAUAAUAAUUUAUCUACUUCAUGUACAAAACUUUGUUCUUCAAGUAAUGAAGAUAUUGAAGCAUCUUGUUUUGCUGCUACAACAACAAUUGAUGGGGAAAAGGAUAAUGAAAAUAAUAAUAAUAAAUCUCCAAAUAAAUCUGUUGAAUCUGCAACAUCUUUUAAGUCUCCUUCUUCUGACACUGCAAAUGCUUCCUCAUCUUCCACAUCUUCUUCUUCUACUCAAUGUGCAAAUCAUCAUCCUAUAUCUCAAAGCAAUAACUUGAAUAAGGUUUUUUAA
Messenger RNA from Meloidogyne enterolobii, 1491 nucleotides. Lineage: Eukaryota; Metazoa; Nematoda; Chromadorea; Rhabditida; Meloidogynidae. The record is from the annotation of a GenBank genome assembly.